AUGGGGAAGCUGUGGCAGACCAUCAAGCGCCACGGCCACGACAGCAGUGGCGGCGGCGGCGGUGCGGGCGAGGGCCACGCAAUCCCCAAGGAUGAGGAGCUGGGCAGUUGCCCCCCUUUCGGCACCAAGGCGGUGUGGGGCCUGCGCUACACGAUGGAGGACAAGUGGGCCGCUGUGCCGAACAUGAUCGACGUGCCGACAGACUACACCGCACCAGCGCGCCGCACGAGCAUGGGCGCUGCUGCGGUGGCCGCCGGCGCGCUCGCUAGCGCGGCGGCCUCGUGCGGCUGCAUCGGCCGGGCCAGCCGCGAGUCGAAGCGGCUGCAGGAUGACCUGGCCGGCGGCGGGGAGCAGGAGGCGCUGAUCAGGGGCGGCAGCCAGGCGGGCGGUGGCUCGGGGUCGGGCGUCAGCGGCGGCGGCGGCGGCGGCAUCGACGCCCUGCACUACUUUGGCGUGUACGACGGCCACGGUGGCGCGGAGGCGGCGAAGCACUGCGCCGCGCGCAUGCACCACGUCCUGCUGGAGUGCAUCAGGGCAGCCCUCGACGGCGACGAGGCCGCGCUGCUGCAGACGCCGCCCGCGGCCGCCCCGCCCGCGGGGCAGGGGGACAAAAGCCACAGCGUGAGUGGUGACUGGGCAGGGGACUGGGGCGCCUGCGCAGCAAAGCGGGGGCGCGAGCGAUGUCGCGCCCGGCGGUGUGGGCCUGGUGGAUCCUGGCGGCGCCGCUGGCGCUGA
Molecule: messenger RNA, 735 nt
Organism: Monoraphidium neglectum
Lineage: Eukaryota; Viridiplantae; Chlorophyta; Chlorophyceae; Sphaeropleales; Selenastraceae
Exons: 2
Coding region: 1-735 (244 amino acids)
Molecular function (GO): cation binding
Source: RefSeq, a predicted model, not a curated record